Messenger RNA from Chaetura pelagica (chimney swift), 798 nucleotides. RefSeq names its product chromosome unknown open reading frame, human C1orf35. Bases 1 to 798 code for a protein of 265 amino acids. The transcript has 8 exons. NCBI's taxonomy places the organism in Eukaryota, Metazoa, Chordata, Aves, Apodiformes, Apodidae. The record is from RefSeq and is a predicted model, not a curated record.
AUGUUCAGCUCCUCCCGAGGAGGGGUCCGGGGGGGCCAGGACCAGUUCAACUGGGAAGAUGUCAAGAUGGACAAACAGAGGGAAAACUACCUGGGUAAUUCCCUGAUGGCUCCCGUGGGCCGGUGGCAGAAGGGGAAGGACCUGACCUGGUAUGCCAAGGGCAAGAAGGACACAGCCCCGGCCCUGUCCCGGGAGGAGGAACUGGCUGCCGUCCGCCUGGCCGAGCAGGAGGCCAUGAUGGCUGCCCUGGGCUACAAGAACGUGAAGAGGCAGCCCACUGCCCUGAGCAAGGAGGACCUGGCCGAGGUGUGCAAACGUGAAGGCGCCGAGCGGGACGAGAAGGACGUAGAUCGACUGGUGGGCUUGGGCAGCUCCAGCAGCAGCGCCGGGCGGGUGAUGCUCUCCAAGGAGGACAAGGAGGCAGCCAAGCUGGGGCUCUCUAUCUUCACGCACCAGAAAGUCUCCAGCAGCCCCGAGAUGUCUGGUUCCAAGAAGAAGCAAGAGAAGGAGGAGAAGGUGGAGGAGAAACGCAAGAAAUCCAAAAAGGAGAAAAAGAAGAAGAAAAAGAAGAAACAUAAGAAGGAGAAGAAGAAGGACAAGCACCACAAGAGGGACACUGCUCCAUCAUCCUCUGAUUCUUCUUCAGACCAGGAUGAGAGGUGGCUGGGUUGGGAUGAAGCCCGGGUGGCACCACGGCAGGAAAGCCCAGCAGCAGCACCCGGAGACACGAAGAGGAGCCGGAGCCGCUCCCCUCCAUCCCGUGGGGGCCGGCAACGCCACGACACCGAUUCGGACUGA